AUACUAAAACAACCUUUGCUUUUGUUGCUCUUAGAGAGAUUACAGUGAACCGUGUAUGCAGUGUUGUAUUAUAAACUGGGGUCUUACUGAUGAAGGCAAAUUUUAUUGCAAGUCUUGCCACAAUGUUAUAGAGAGAACUACAGAGGUUUUAACUUCUGAUGUUGUUCCUAACACAAAGAUCCAGUCCAUCUCCAAAGGACUUAGAAAGAGAAAAAAAAUUGAUAAAGGCUGGGAAUGGUAUGUUUGUGAAGGUUUUCAGUGCAUACUCAAGAAGCAAGCAGAAGCUCUGCAAGCUUUAGGAGUGUCUCCACAGAUGAAGGAUGAAAUUCUAUGCAAUUUUUGGAGAUGUUACCUUCAGAAGAGCAAACAAGCAUAUUGCAGCAUGCCAGUUACAGAUAAUGCCUUGAUAUCUGACAUUGGUACAGAUGUGGAUAGUGAACCAGAGAGAAUAAGUCUUCAUGGCUUUUCAUCGUUCUCUGAAAGCGAUGGAGAUUUACAGACAGAAAGCAGCUUUGGACGUGUUUCUUCCAUUGGCAAAGCCUCAGCAACAGAAACCACAUCUGUCUGCUCCGGAUCGGUAGAUGGUGGCUCGUAUUUACUGAAGAGGAAAAAAGGGGACUUGAAGAUGUCCAUGCCAAUGACGCUUUCACUUUGCUAUUUGGCAUUACUCUGGCUGAGAGAACCAGUGACGUUAUCAGAUCUUUUAAGGUUUGUUCUAGAUGGUCACAUUCCUUACUUGAAUGCUUUUCAGUGUUUUCCAGAGGAGAUGAAAUUGUAUGGAGUUGAUCUCAAGAUCUUUCGUGUAGAGUCUUGGCCUGUGUAUGAAGAUGUGCAUAAGAAGAUGUAUGAACUUGCAGCAUUUUUAGAUUUGCCUUGUUUUCCAGCUAUAACUAACAGCUGCUUUCUUCAUCCAAACAUCUUGUGUAUAAAAUAUCUGAUGGAAGCUAACUUACCUGAUGAAUUGCACAAUUGGACUUGUAGAGUGGUUAAAAAGAUCAAUGUUGGAGAAACAGACUUUCUGACACUUGAUCCUGUGAAUAAAUCAACAAGGAAAGUAAAAUAUGAUGUUCUUGCUGCAGCCCUCAUUAUAGUGGUGCUCAAAUUACUAUUUUUACUAGAUGAUCAGUAUGAAUGGUUACAUGCAAGCUUUGCUAGAAAAAGAAAUCAAAAGAACAAAGAAGAGUGCCCAUGGUUUGAUUUCAAAAAAUGGUACACAAUUAUAAAGAAGUCUCUGGAUGUGGAACAGAAGAAAUUAGAUGAAGAAAGAGCCCGGUGUCUGUGGAAAUGUGAAAAACCACUAUUUUAUUCAGCCAAGGAAAAAUACAUAGUCCUUAAGAGAAGACAAACGGUAGUGAACUUACAAAGACAGUUUGGCUCACUGUCUGGUUCAAUGCAAGUUUCUGAAAAGCAAAAACCUUCAAGUUUCCAGUUAAAUUGGGCUGAAGAAAAUACAGAUGGGAUUUGUUUUCAUGGGCAUAUCUUAGAAGGAAUUUUGCAAGAAAAGGAUAAUUCACUUACAACCACGAACACCAAGUAUUGGUUGUGUACAGUUAAACUGUGUAAUGAGAAGAUAUGUGGCCAUCUGACACACUAUAAAGAAUCAGACUUUCCUCAGAGCUACCAGUUUGUGUUAAACCUGUUCUCCUUCCUUCUAAGGGUACCAGCCUCUCUCAUCCAUGAAGAGGUGUGUUUAAUAGAACACAAAUUGUUUAAAACAAAACUCAGGAGAAGGUAAUGCAAAACAAAACAUUCAUGUUGAAGAAAAUGGAAAGUUCUAAAGAUCAUGGAACUAUUGAAUGGUAACUGAAAAAGUUAAGAACUAUGGCCCUAGUCCUUCUACUGGAAACAAGCAACAGACCCUUACACCUGCACAAAGCUCCACUGAUCCCAGCAUGAUGUUGUAUGGAUGCAUCUGACACUGCUGGUCUGAUUGCCAGAUCAAUGGUUUCACCAUAUCUGCGUUACGAAGAACAAUGGGAAACUACAUGAGGGAAGAAGUUACUGAAGCAACAGCUUCCCAAAGUAUACAUUCACUUGUUGCAUUAAAUAGGAAAUGUAUUAAAGUCGUAUUUUGGGGUAUACAUA
Molecule: messenger RNA, 2085 nt
Organism: Pelodiscus sinensis (Chinese soft-shelled turtle)
Lineage: Eukaryota; Metazoa; Chordata; Testudines; Trionychidae
Source: RefSeq, a predicted model, not a curated record